This is a messenger RNA of Lontra canadensis (Northern American river otter), 2352 nucleotides long. It is a transcript of the gene ALDH7A1, whose product is annotated as aldehyde dehydrogenase 7 family member A1. The coding region runs from base 32 to 1651 and encodes 539 amino acids. The transcript is spliced from 20 exons. Gene Ontology annotation, molecular function: aldehyde dehydrogenase (NAD+) activity. Lineage: Eukaryota; Metazoa; Chordata; Mammalia; Carnivora; Mustelidae. The record is from RefSeq and is a predicted model, not a curated record.
GGCGCGGGCGCGCCGCGCGUCCGGGGUCAGUAUGUGGCGCGUUCCUCGCCAGCUGUGCGUGCACUUUGCGAGGGGAAGCAGGCUCUCUGGUCCUUGGAAUAGGCCUGCCGCCUUCAUGUCUACUUUGCUCAUCAAUCAGGCGCAGUACGCUUGGCUGAAGGAGCUUGGGCUCCGCGAGGAAAACGAGGGCGUAUACAAUGGAAGCUGGGGAGGCCGGGGAGAGGUUAUCACCACCUAUUGUCCUGCUAACAAUGAACCAAUAGCAAGAGUCCGACAGGCUAGCGUGGCCGACUACGAAGAAACGGUGAAGAAAGCGAGGGAAGCAUGGAGAGUCUGGGCAGAGGUUCCUGCUCCGAAGCGAGGAGAAAUAGUAAGACAGAUUGGGGAUGCUUUGCGGGAGAAGAUCCAAAUACUAGGAAGUUUGGUGUCACUGGAGAUGGGGAAAAUCUUAGUGGAAGGUGUGGGAGAAGUUCAAGAGUACGUGGAUAUUUGUGAUUAUGCUGUUGGCUUAUCGCGGAUGAUUGGUGGACCCAUCUUGCCUUCUGAAAGACCUGGCCAUGCCCUCAUUGAACAGUGGAAUCCUGUAGGCCUGGUUGGGAUCAUCACUGCGUUCAACUUCCCUGUGGCAGUAUAUGGCUGGAACAAUGCCAUCGCAAUGAUCUGUGGGAAUGUGUGCCUUUGGAAAGGAGCUCCAACAACUUCGCUCAUUAGUGUAGCUGUCACAAAAAUAAUAGCCAAGGUUCUGGAGGAUAACCAGCUGCCUGGUGCGAUCUGUUCCUUGACUUGCGGUGGAGCGGACAUUGGCACAGCAAUGGCCAAAGAUGAGCGGGUGAACCUGCUGUCCUUCACCGGGAGCACACAGGUGGGAAAGCAGGUGGCCCUUAUGGUGCAGGAGAGGUUUGGGAGAAGUUUGUUAGAACUUGGAGGAAACAAUGCCAUUAUUGCCUUUGAAGAUGCAGACCUCAGCUUAGUCGUUCCGUCAGCCCUCUUUGCUGCUGUGGGGACAGCUGGCCAGAGGUGUACCACUGCGAGGCGCCUGUUUUUACACGAAAGCAUCCAUGAUGAAGUUGUAAAUAGACUUAAAAAGGCCUAUGCACAAAUCCGUGUGGGGAACCCAUGGGACUCUAAUGUUCUCUAUGGGCCACUCCACACCAAACAGGCCGUGAGCAUGUUUCUGGGAGCAGUGGAGGAAGCAAAGAAAGAAGGUGGCACCGUGGUCUAUGGUGGCAAGGUCAUGGAUCGCCCUGGCAAUUACGUAGAACCAACAAUUGUGACAGGUCUGGCCCACAACGCGUCCAUUGCACACACAGAGACGUUUGCUCCGAUUCUUUAUGUCUUUAAAUUCAAGAAUGAAGAGGAAGUCUUCGCCUGGAAUAACGAAGUAAAACAGGGACUUUCCAGUAGCAUCUUUACCAAGGAUUUGGGCAGAAUCUUCCGCUGGCUUGGACCGAAAGGAUCAGACUGUGGGAUUGUGAACGUCAACAUCCCCACAAGCGGGGCUGAGAUUGGAGGUGCAUUUGGAGGAGAAAAGCACACUGGAGGUGGCCGGGAGUCUGGUAGCGAUGCCUGGAAACAGUACAUGAGAAGAUCCACUUGUACCAUCAACUAUAGUAAGGACCUUCCUCUGGCUCAAGGAAUCAAGUUUCAGUAAAGGUUUUUAAGAAGGCUGUCCAUCCUCCUGUGUACCUGCCAAUAAGUUACAUGCUCAGAAUAAAUUUUGAUACCUGAUUUGGCCAGCAGGAUACCUGUGAAACUAGCUUCUGUGUUCUCUUGAUGUGUUCUCAUUCUUCUUCAGUCCCUGCCUUCCUUUUUGAAGCCAGAUGUUCUGGGUGGUUCUUGUAGUUACCUGCCCCAGCCCUGGAAUCAGCCAUUUUCUCAAGCCAUUUAGUCAAAAAUCCUAUUUAGAAGCCAAGACGUAUCAACAUGAAGAUUUCAGUGCUGACAGGUCCUCACAGUGGACAGAGUUGGGAAAUAAACGGACGUACAACCUUUCUACAUCUGGACAACCAUGAGGUCACAUCAGAACUUCACAAAUCCAAUCCAACAUCACAGUGCUUGUUCGUUUUUCGCCCUUCCAGGAUUUGCUGCUUUUGUCUCUGAUAGUUAGAAACCUGCUUCCUAGGACCCUCGAUCCUUGUUCUGGUUGAUUUCACCAAUCCCCUCUUCCCCCAAGGACACCCUGCUCACCUCAUCCUGGUUCUCAGGGUGCUGGACUUGCCCUCACCAUGGACGUCUUCCUCACCCAGCUCAGCCUGAGACACCUACCCACAGCUACCUCCCACAUGAGGACAUCCUUUUUACCCAUCGAAUGGCUUUAGGAUUGCACUGUUGAGGAAGAGAGACAAAGAGGAC